Messenger RNA from Pungitius pungitius (ninespine stickleback), 1645 nucleotides. RefSeq names its product DET1 and DDB1 associated 1 (gene dda1). Lineage: Eukaryota; Metazoa; Chordata; Actinopteri; Perciformes; Gasterosteidae. Bases 365 to 673 code for a protein of 102 amino acids. The record is from RefSeq and is a predicted model, not a curated record. Gene Ontology annotation, cellular component: Cul4-RING E3 ubiquitin ligase complex. Gene Ontology annotation, biological process: positive regulation of proteasomal ubiquitin-dependent protein catabolic process. The transcript is spliced from 5 exons.
ACCAAUAGGCGCCUUCGGAGAGUGGUCAAUGUAGCACCGCUACCUUCCAGCCAUCAUGCUAGCCAAAGAAGUCCUGUACAACUAGCUUUGUCAUCUCGUGCAAUGAUAUACUAGGUUAAUUUAUCUGUGUCUACAUCAUCUUUUUUUAUUAACACCGGCAUCUAGAAUGGAACGGGCUACUUGUGUGUGAAUAUCCUUGUUUUUUCUGCCGAGAGGGUCGGUCAGGACAGCUGUUUCGGUUAACUAGCCUGUUAGCUUGUGUGGCUAACCUCCACAUAUUGCCCUGCCAUCACGACCAGCACAACAGACACCAAGCCAAGGCCACAAGCCGGGGGUUCGACAGUUGGGAAUUUGUACCAUCAUCAUGGAGAAGGCCGAUUUCUUAAAAGGACUUCCCGUCUACAAUAAGAGCAACUUCAGCAGGUUUCAUGCAGACUCUGUCUGCAAAGCCUCUAAUCGGAGGCCUUCUGUGUACCUUCCAACUCGAGAUUAUCCCUCUGAACAGAUUAUUGUAACGGAGAAAACCAACAUCCUCCUGCGGUACCUCCAUCAGCAGUGGGACAAAAAGAAUGCAGCAAAGAAAAGGGAACAAGAGCAAGGGGAGAGCGACAGUCCGGCCCCCCCAAGGAAAAUUGCUAGGACAGAUAGCCAAGAGAUGAACGAGGACUCAUAAGUGUGUGUGUGUGCGCAUGAGAGUGAGUCUGUGUGUGUGUGUGUGUGUGUGUGUGUGUGUGUGUGUGUGUGUGUGUUUGCGGAUACAGAGCCAGUACAAACUAACUAACAAUGGGAAAUCCCACCAUUCUAAACAUGUCUGGCCAUUCUGCACCAUGGCAAGAUUCCUUUUCUGGUAAUGUAUUAAGUCACUCAAAGAGAAUUGGAGACAUUCAAGUAAAAAACCACCAUUCAUAUUGUAAAGGUUGUGUGCGAGUGAAAAUAGUGUAAUGAGAAAAUAUUUGACAGUCACUGACUGGUGAGAACAGUUCAGCUGUUAGAGAGGUGACUUUAUACUGAUGCUUUUUUUCCCUUCUCUUUCCUAUGCUGGCUGUUCACUGUGUAGCAGUACAUGUUUAAGUGUUUGUUUGUAUGCAUGCUGAGCUGUGAGUGUGAAUUGUACUGUAUAUUAGAAAAAAAUGUCAGCGCAGUUUUUAAGAUGGGAGCGGGACUUGUCAGACAGUAACCGGGAAAAAGGUGUCACUGCUGGACGGUUUGUCCCGAUGUGUGAAAAGACAACUUUUUGUUACUGUUUUAAUUUUAUUGUAACGAUUAUGGUUUCUGUAUGGCAAUGAGCUUCCUGCCAGCCACAGUGCCCACUGUCUCGGUUUCACUGCCCGCUCUGCAGCCACAUGGGGGGCAUUUGGCAUUUCUUCAUCGUUUGAAUCGACAGAACCCAGACCGCACUGUGAACAGAACAGCACAACGUAGAAGUAGCUCUUCCAGAAUCCCCCGUAGAAGUGUCUUUAUGGUGAAUAUGCAUAUCUUCAUUAUAGUCUGGCACUUGUGCUCGUAGGUUAAAUGUUGUGAAUGUUUCUGCGAAAUGUUUUACAUCUAGCCUUCUGGCUAAUUAAAGCUAGUGGGAUUUUCUGUGAUGGGAAGUUUUGACCGUUCUUUCAUCAAAAGAUGUAAAAAAAAAAAAAAAAAAAGAUAA